UCAUUUUCCCAUGUUCUUCUACAUUUUCAGAACACCCCAAAAUGGCACACAAAUCUUUGGCAUUGGUGAUGCUUAUGAUUUCAGUUCUGAAUCCGGUCGUGAAAUCUCAAAAUCAACAGGAAUCAAGAAUACCAGUCAUUCUCGCCCCUGAUCCAUUUGAAUUUAAUGUGUCCGAAUAUCAAUAUACAGGAUACAAAGUGGGUUCAUUUGAUGCUACCAGGAGCUACUUUGUGCUGCCUUGUUUCAGUAUUAAUACAAUGACAGACAUGUUUCGAAUACCGGCCUGUACGUUCGAGGAUAAUGACAGUGUCUAUCUUGUAAAUAAACUGGAUUAUGAGAAAGAAAAGAAAUAUGUUUUGCAAAUUAAGGCAGCAGAUUUCUUCAACAGCACUUUAAUGGUUAUUAAGAAUUUAACCAUCAACGUUUUAAACGAGAAUGACGAACGACCGAAAUUUCAAAACACCAAUCUUCAAUUUGAUCGCAUUAAAGAGAAUAUAAAUGUAUCCGAUCGACUGCCUACUCUCAUCACUGUAAUAGAUAACGAUGAUGGAGCCAAUAGUAAGAAUUUGACUGUCACAUGCGAUACAAGUUUUCAAUCAUCAUGUGACUACUUCACUGUAAUUCAGAAUAACAAACCUAACAAGAGAAAAUGGGAGGGGUAUUUAUAUUUAAAAAGGAGCAUUAGUCUUCAGGAGUAUAGAAUAAAACUGACAGCCACUGACGGUAAAUAUUCUACAAGUGUGGUAUUUACAAUUCUAGUCGAGGAUAUCAAUAACCAUCCGCCGAAGUUCAAUGACGUUGCCUCACUAAUAGUUAUCAGCGAGGACACAGCUGUCGGCUCUGAUAUCAGUCCAAUUAUUGUAGUUGAAGACGAAGAUGUAAAUACUGGCUACCUGGAGGUAAAAUGUAAUUCACUCAAGGGCAAUGCGUUGGACCCCUGUACGAUAUUUCAAAUAAGGAAAAUGUCUACCAGCACUAACAAUAAAUGGUUCGGAUUGAUUGCCUUGAAGAGAAAGCUGGAUUAUGAAACGUCACCAAGAAAGUUUGUGUUCCAGUUAUUGGCUACAGAUGGGAAGAACGAAAAUAAAUAUAAUAUCACGAUUCUUCUGGAAGAUUCCAAUGACGAACCACCGUCUUUUGUUCCGUCAAAGGAAUGGUCUAUUAAAGAGAAUGCUAAACCUGGAACCUUUUUAGAAGGACCUCUAGAGAUUUCUGAUCUGGAUGAAACUCCUGCUUUUUCUAAUAUUACUCUCACAUGUGAUUCUGCUAAUGGAAAGAGUACAAAAUAGCUGUGAAACAUUCGUAUUCGCAACUCCGACAAGGCGGAACAAAACGAAAUCCUGGCGUACUGAUUUAAUAUUGGCCAAAGCGCUGAAUUAUGAAAGGCGUCAAGUCUACACCAUCCGAUUUAAAGCAA
Octopus sinensis (East Asian common octopus) is the source of this 1417-nucleotide messenger RNA. Its product is annotated as protocadherin Fat 4-like. The transcript has 13 exons. NCBI's taxonomy places the organism in Eukaryota, Metazoa, Mollusca, Cephalopoda, Octopoda, Octopodidae. Gene Ontology annotation, cellular component: membrane. The record is from RefSeq and is a predicted model, not a curated record. Gene Ontology annotation, biological process: homophilic cell-cell adhesion. Bases 42 to 1289 code for a protein of 415 amino acids. Gene Ontology annotation, molecular function: calcium ion binding.